CUUGGGUCUACUCGACGAGCAUUUCCAAACGUGCAAAAAAUGCGUCGUCAACUUCUAGUGGAGUCAUCUUCUUGGGGAACAAUGUGAGUAAAUGUUUAGACCGAUGAGCGACCACGCGGGUGACGCAGAGGGAUCCAGUGAAACUGUAUGUCUCUUGUCCAAGUUACAGAAAUCUAUUCCUCGGCCUGAGUUUUUCCUUGAGCGAGAACACGCAGGUGAUGUGCUGUCAAGAUGCACAUAGAGAUUAGAUAACAGCUUCGCAAAAGUAGAGUAGAGCAGUUGCGAUUGUCUUUCAUGUCUCUCUUGUUCAAAAAUAGCGAGUUUCAUGUUGGCUUGAGCAAGCACAACAUUCAUUAGAAGUGAAGUCAUCUACACAGCAAGUCCUCUAUCUUCACGAAGAUGGGCGAACUCUCCGAAGAGCAGUACAAGAUGUGCUGCGACGCUUUCGCGGCCUUUUCCAGCCAGGAAGGUCUGCUGACCCCCUUCGAGUUGAAUAAUUGCAUGCGCUCGCUCGGACACGUAUGCAUUGUAAAUUUCGACCCGUACAUGUACUUACAAAAUGCAUGACAAAGAAAUAUCGCUAAUUUCAGUGUACAACUUGUCAUGCUAGACUAGGAUUGAAGGCAAGUUUUGUGAUGCAGAGACUGCAUUUGUACCUGUGCGGGAAAUUUACAACUGUGGAUAACACGCCCCGGGAUCCGAGGAAUUCGCAAAAAUUCUGGAAGAACACGACUUAUACUCGAAGGGAGGGGUAUAGGAUUUUGGGUUGACGUCGAGCUCAAGCACCAUGUUGUAAUAUUCGCAUGACAGUAUGACUGGUGAAGAUUCACACGCAUUUAUGACAAUAAAGACAUAAGUUGUACUUAGCAAAUACUAAAUGUAAAUCAGGUGUCACUCCAAGGCUUCCUCUACAUCAUCGCCCAGAGAGAGGCGUCAACAACGUUGAAAACGGGGCUACUCGACGUGUUUAGCAAAUUUGACCGAGACCAGAACGGAUUUGUAGACGCGGAAGAAAUCAAGGAGGCGAUGAUGACGCUGGGCGAAGAGCCGUUUACAGAAGACGAGUGGGUGAAACUGCUGGAGGAGUACGAGAUGCCGCCCGACAAUCUAUCCUGUGCAAAUAAAGCAUCGUACUCGUACGAAUCGCAGGCAUGCUACACAAAUUUCUUUUUCAAGCUAUUCAAUCUAUCAGCAUGGCGUAUUCCAUUUGUCAGCCAUUUGUAGCCACGCUGAACCAAAAAUUUGUAUUGCAAGAUUACGAGGACGAGGAGUGCGAU
Molecule: messenger RNA, 1277 nt
Organism: Amoebophrya sp. A120
Lineage: Eukaryota; Dinophyceae; Syndiniales; Amoebophryaceae
Source: the annotation of a GenBank genome assembly